AUGGUCAAUAUCAAGAGCGUACGAGAGUCCAACCUGGCCUUCAAGCUUUCUGGUCAUGCUUCAGGCUUGGUUGCGGUCUUCGUUGGAGCCACCAGUGGAAUUGGCAAAGGCACAUUGAAACAAUUUGCCAAAUAUGCUCAAGCUCCCAAGGUGUAUAUUCUUGGGAGAUCUAAGAAGGCGGCACAUCCACUUUUGGAUGAGCUUCAGGCAUCGAAUCCCCAAAGCAAAUUUGAAUUCAUCGAAACGGAAAUCUCGUUGAUGAAGAACGUUGAUCUGGCCUGUGAUCAGAUCAAGGCCAACGAGAAGAAGGUCGAUAUAUUAUUUACGUCGCCUGGAUAUCUAUCAUUCGACAGCAGAAAAGAGAGCGUCGAGGGAAUGGAUAUUCCACACGCCUUGCGGUACUACACCCGCCUCCGAUUUGCCUACAACUUGAUCCCACUUCUUCUAGAGAGUCCAAAUCCUCGAGUGGUUUCCAUUCUCGCAGGCGGUCAGGAGUCCGAAAUCGACAUCAACGAUCUUGAAGUCCGGAACGACUUCUCAUUCAUUAAGGCAGCCAAGAACGGAACAACUCAAACAACCCUUGCUUUCGAGGAACUGGCCAAAUCAUAUCCAUCCAUCUCUUUCCUUCACAAAUAUCCAGGAUUUGUGAAUACAGGCGUAAUAGCAAGACUUCUAAGCACCGCGCCUGGGAUUUUUUACUACCCGGCAGCGUUGGCGAGUUUUCUCGUGCUACCAAUCCUUAAUCUUUUCUCGACUUCGGAAGAUGAAGCAGGAGAGCGAGGCUUGUUUCUUGUCACCAGUGCAAGAUAUCCUCCUGCAAAGCCCAAGACAGAGUUCGUUGGUGUGGAAGUGCAAGGGAUACCUGUUGCAACGGCCUCUGUCGUCAAGGAUGGUCAGGGAAAUGGCGUUUACAGACUGACUUCAGAUGACGAGAGCGCCCCAGAAUCCCCUGUCCUCCCAGGCUAUAGGCUAGAUCAUGUUGAUAAGACCGUUUGGGAGGAGACUGUUGCGGCAUGGGAUCGCGCUCUGGAGAAGUCGACGUAG
Molecule: messenger RNA, 1044 nt
Organism: Mollisia scopiformis
Lineage: Eukaryota; Fungi; Ascomycota; Leotiomycetes; Helotiales; Mollisiaceae
Exons: 2
Coding region: 1-1044 (347 amino acids)
Biological process (GO): secondary metabolic process
Source: RefSeq, a predicted model, not a curated record